AUGUCGGUUCCACGCACGAUUACUGCGCGUCUCACUGAUACUGACCAAGAUGCUGACCUGGAACAGCUGCGAGAGUUUAUCGACACGUGUCCGCUUCUCGACCACCACUGCCACUGCCUGAUGGAGCUAGAGCCUCCCCGCGAGAACAAGCAGUACACUCCAUCGCCGUUAAGUAUUCGUGAGCUGGCAUCUGCCCUAUCAGCGGACGCCACGUCACUGGAGGGAGUCGCCGCUGCUCGGCUGCGAUUGGGCGAGGAAGCAGCCAAUCAGAAGCUGUUUGGUGCUACGCGGAUAUCUGCCCUGCUUAUAGACGAUGGGCUUAGAGGCGGGGUGGCUCAUAACGGGGAUGUGAACUGGGGGGUGGGAGGAGGAGAAAGCGGAUCGUUUGAACCAGGAGCAGCAACAGAAACAGCAGAAGUUGUGGCAUCAGCAGUAGCGCAAGAGGGAGGGCAGCAGGCAGUUUCCAAGUCAACCCGCAGGCCACCGGAAGUAGAGCAGCAGAGGGAGGCGAAACGGCCAGGAGAAGAGCAAGGAGGAAAUCGGAGGGGAGAGCAGGGAGGAGAAGGGGGAGGAGAGCGGGGAGAGGAGCAGAAGCAGGAGCAGGGAGAGGGGCAAAGAUGGAGGUGGAGGGGCGUGGCAUGGCACGAGUCGCUGGUGCCGGUGGUGCGGCGAGUGCUCAGGCUGGAGACUGUAGCGGAAGAUAUUCUGCUGGGACCUGCGCCAGCUUCGGUAAUCCAAACCUCUCCGCCGAGCCUGCGCCUGUGUGAUCCCCGAGUGAUUAGCUUCUGCAUCGCUACAGCCCUGGCAGUGGCGGCCAAGCAUCAGCUGCCGUUGCAGAUACACUGUGGUUUUGGCGACAGGGAUUUGGAUCUGGCAGCAGCCAACCCUCUGUGCCUGCGCUCCCUGCUGGAGUAUAACGAGGGGCUCGUGGAGGUGCCAGUGGGGGAGGUGCCAGAGGGGGAGGCGCAUGCGGGGGCACGUGGGAAGGCGCGUGGGUUGGGGUGCAGCCAUGCAAGCUAUGCGGCGCCGAUUGUUCUCCUGCACUCGUGCUAUCCGUUUAUGAGGGAAGCUUCGUACCUUGCUUCUGUGUACACCAUGGUGUACGUCGACUGUGGGCUGGUAUUCAGCAAGCUCUCCCUCUCAGGCAUGAAGGCCGCCCUCCUUGACUUGCUUGACCUCGCCCCUCUCACCAAGGUUCGUGCUCGUUGA
Messenger RNA from Closterium sp. NIES-65, 1209 nucleotides. The record is from the annotation of a GenBank genome assembly. NCBI's taxonomy places the organism in Eukaryota, Viridiplantae, Streptophyta, Zygnematophyceae, Desmidiales, Closteriaceae.